This is a messenger RNA of Conger conger (European conger), 1578 nucleotides long. Its product is annotated as transmembrane protein 107-like. The coding region runs from base 551 to 973 and encodes 140 amino acids. NCBI's taxonomy places the organism in Eukaryota, Metazoa, Chordata, Actinopteri, Anguilliformes, Congridae. The record is from RefSeq and is a predicted model, not a curated record. Gene Ontology annotation, cellular component: MKS complex. Gene Ontology annotation, biological process: non-motile cilium assembly; protein localization to ciliary transition zone. The transcript is spliced from 6 exons.
GAGUCUGACUGCGUUGUGUCCGUUGGUAAUGUUAGCACGCUUUUGUUUGUUAUUUAGUGCGCUCGCUAUUCGCUAAAUACUGUUUCAGUUGUCGACAGCAGUGGCAUAAUGUCUUAACUAGCGAAGGCAAUAUAAAUGUUAAACAUCUUAGGUUUGAUUAAUUUGUCAUGCUGUUGUCAUGUAGCUAGCCUAAUUAGCAAGCUUUCGCUACCAACCGUCGCCUGCCAACUUGUAUUUUAGGUUUAGUCCAGCUAACGCUACCUUACAUUGCAGAGUCGUGUGUAGCUGUCAUAUGCGCACGGUAGUGAUAACAUAUUUAACGGUAACUAUAACGUUAGCGGAAUACCUUUCUCACAGUGCUAGCGUCAGCCUAUACGUCAUUGCCCAAUUGAAAGGUAGACUAAUCGUCGGGUGCAACUUAGCUAACAUUAACGUAGGUAUUUAGUCCAACAAUUGACUUAAAAAACUAAAAUUAAAAACAUAAUCCCUGAUAGCUAAAUAAUAACGUGAGGGAACUACUGUAUAAAGUGCUCCUGGGCUACGUGGCGUUAUGGCCGCAGUACACGGUUUGAUACCGGCCCGGUUUCUCACCCUGACGGCGCAUCUGGUCAUCGUCAUCACCAUUUUCUGGUCGCGGGAGAGUACUGUUCAAGCCUGCCUACCUCUGGAGUUCACACAGGAGGAGUUCAACAACAAGGACAUAGAGCUGGUGGUGGGGCUGUCAGUGACGCUGGGCCUGUUUGCAGUGGAGCUGGCCGGGUUCUUCUCUGGAGUGUCCAUGUUCAACUCCAGCCAGAGCCUCCUGUCCACAGCGGCCCAUGCGAGCGCCUCAGUGUCCCUGCUCUUCUUCCUGUUUGAGCAGUGGCCCUGCCACGUCUACUGGUGGAUCCUGGGCUUCUGCAGUGCACUUCCGGCUCUGGUGGAAGUCUUCCUCUUCAUCGCGGUAUUUGGGCUGAAGAGGAAGGCGCUGUGAGGAGCCCCUCCCCCCCGCUGGUGACCCUUUCAGGAAGCAGCUCCAAACGCAGGCUGCUGUGGAAAAGGGACAGGGACCAUGUGUACGUCGCCGAGAUUCAAAUCCCAAUCUCCGGCUGGGGGCGAGAGGCAGCACCCCCCUUUCAGGCUGAACAGGACCAGCCCUACUGCAGCAUUGAUUUCAAAUCAAUCAAUCAAUCAAUCAAUAUAAGUGAAACUCCAGUGCAGUAUGGCAACUACAGCAGAAAGCUGUUUGUCUGUUAUUACACACAGAUUUCCUGAACUCAGUUUCGCAUAAAUACCCUGUGAGCGAUUUAUUAGGUAGACCUGUACACCAAUUUGUUAAUGCAAAUAUUUAAUCAGCCAAUCAUGUGGUAGCAAGAAAAUGCAUUAAAAAACGUAGACGGGGUCAAGAGCUUCAGCUGUUGUUUGACCAAAUGUCAGAAUGGGGAAGAAAUGUGAUUGAAAUGACUUUGACCGUGGAAUGAUUGUUGGUGCCAGACAGAAUGGUUUGAAUAUCUCAGCAACUGCUGAUCUUCUGUAAUGUUCAGGCAUAGCAGUCUCUCGAGUUUGCAGUGAGCAUCCAGUGAGCAGCAGUUCUGCAGA